This is a messenger RNA of Cylindrotheca closterium, 1590 nucleotides long. Lineage: Eukaryota; Bacillariophyta; Bacillariophyceae; Bacillariales; Bacillariaceae. The record is from the annotation of a GenBank genome assembly.
AUGGUUUUGUCCGCAAGCGCGAAAACUACCAGCACCUCGUUGGGAUCAACGGAGGCCAACAUUCAUGCUUCUGUUGAAAGGGACGGAAACUCCCUCGCACCCGUCAGCACUGCACAAUUUGCCUUCAUGGCGUUGAUCGGCGUACCAGUUUGGUUGACUGUCCUCGUUCCAUUGACGCUCAUCUAUCAAGUUGGAAAUGGAAUCAAGAACGCCAUUUCUGGUCCAAAAACUGCUGAUGCUAGUUCCGCCUUUGUUUUAGAUUCUGGAUACCAAGUUGACGCCAAGGACAUCAUCCCACAAAAGGAUCGCAAAUACGAUGUGGUCAUGUUGGGUGCCACUGGAUUUACAGGUCAAUUAUCCGUCCGGCAUUUGGCCAAAACGUAUGGUUGCUCUGGAGAAAAAGGAGUCAAUUGGGCCGUUGCAGGAAGAUCAAAGGAUAAAUUGAACAAGGUCCUGCAAUCUCUAGCGGACGAACUGAAAAUGCCAAAAUUGAUGGACACUCCCAUCAUUGUGGUCGAUACCGCCGUAGCUUCUACGCUGCCCAAUCUGGUCCGCGAUACAAAGGCCGUUGUUACUACUGUCGGGCCCUUUCGGAAGUAUGGAUCCGGGGUAGUAGAGUUUUGUGCCAAAUUCGGAACUCAUUAUGCCGACAUUACAGGGGAAGAAGAUUGGAGCCAAGUUAUGAUGCAGCAAUGGCAGUCGACCGCCCAAGCCACAGGCGCUAAAAUUCUGCACUUUUGCGGGUGCGACUCGGUUCCAUGGGAUUUGACCGUCUUUCAAAUGGCGCAAUUCCUCAAGACCGAAAAGGGCGAAGACUUGGCAUCGGUCCAGUGUUUCGACGAAAUCAAGACAAACCCUUCAGGAGGGACCUUGGAGACGAUGAAACUAGCCUUGGGGACUUCAGAAUUGCCUUCCUUAAAAGAAGGUGCCCCGGAGCCUUUCCGAUGUAGUCCACAAGGAAAGGAGCACACGUCUCCCGUGACCGCCAACUUGCCGAGCUGGAUCUCCAAGGUCGAUUUGCCUUGGUCCUCCCAACCAGCUUACGGUUCCUUUUUUGUCAUGUCGGUCGUCAACUCGAAAGUCGUGGCUUGGAGCCAAGCCUUGAGACAGGGUGCUCCGUUGACGUAUUCCGAAUGUGCGGCGAAUCCUGAUUGGAAGACUGCCUUUACCAACUUUUUUGGCACCAUUGCUUUCUUUACCGCCAUCCUCAAUCCAAUAACGGGAGGGCUUUUGUACAAGUAUGUUUUGCCUGCUCCAGGACAAGGCCCCAGUAUGAAAACGAUGACACAAGACUCCUUUGCUUCUAUUUAUGCCCAAGGGACUGGAACUAAGCAAAGUAAAGUAGAAGCCUUGAUGUACUUCACGGGGUGCGUUGGAUAUUUGGAAACUGCUCGCAUGCUGGUAGAGAGCGGCCUCGCCUUGGCCCUUUCACCCAGGGACCAAUUGCCAUCAACCGACAACGGUGGGUUCUUUUCGCCAUCGUAUGGAGUGGGCACUGCCUUGUUGGAGCGAUUAAUGCAAACAGGAACUCAGUUCACGGUCCGAUCUCUUAAGGAAGAAGAGAGGACUGGACUAAACAAGAUCGAAUAG